AUGGACGACGUCAACGAAGCUGUUCACGUCAAGUUCGACAUCACUACCGACUUUUCUGAGCCGCCUUCAUUAGAGGUAUCCAGAGCUGCGUCUCCAUCGCCUUUACAACCAGAAAAAGGAGGUAUCUAUGACACAAAUGCCCCAAGAUACCACGAUAGCAUGCUACCUCCAGGAAAGCAGCCAUUGGAUAUCUACGAAUCAACAUUGUCAUGGUGGAGAGCUGGGAUUCGAAGAAAAAUAGUAAAGAGAGUCAGAGUCGAGUCCAAAAUCGUUGCGAAAUUGCAGGAUGUCAUUCGAAGGCCUUGGUUGGACGCUUACUUUGUCUAUACCUCCUCUUUGGGUACCCAUACUUUCUUCAUGGUCAUGUUACCCAUCAUGUUCUUCUUUGGGUAUCCAGAAAUGGGUCUUGGGCUUAUCGCAGUACUCGCAUCUGGUGUCUACUUCAGCUCUUUCCUCAAGGAUCUUUUUUGUGCCCCUCGACCCUUUUCACCACCUGUAACGAGACUUACAAUCGGAACACACCAUCUUGAAUAUGGAUUUCCCUCUUCUCACGCGACGAAUUGUGUCUCACUUGCAUUAUUCUUCUUCACACAUGUCCACAACCUUGCUACACCGACAUCUGAUCAUCCCGCAUCGAUCUCACCUCAAAUAUACUCCCUGCUCGUCAUCUUACUCUUGUUAUAUACGUUCUCCAUCGUCUUUGGCCGCUUAUACACAGGGAUGCACUCUUUUACGGACGUUAUCGCCGGGGUGCUCCUUGGCGCCAUCCUAUGGUGGAUAUCUACGGAUUUUCCUGGAUUUCCGGUAGAGGUGCCCACAAUUCUCUACAAUAUGCUCGACCCGCUUUCGUGGUGGGCCGGUCUAACUACGGGUUCCUCUCACAUGGUUCUUCAUCUUUUCAAAGGCUUGGACUAUUUCACGAGCCUGACAGCUUGGGUAGACAGUUCGGGAUGGGAGGUUCCUCUUAUCACGGUACCACUCACUCUAUUGCUUGUCAACCAACAUCCUCAGCCUGUCGAUGAUUGCCCGUGUUUUGAAGACGCUAUAGCCUUCAACAGCGUUUUCCUCAGCACGCUCCUCACCCGUUGGAGUGACACAUUCUUCCAAACGCACAACUUUAUCGAGCCUUGCCUCAUGCCCGGCUCGGGCUGGAUCAGGGUUAUGGACCUACCCGGUGUGGGUUGGAUCAAGAACGAACGAAAUCUGAGUCACGUCCUCACCUGGUGGUUUACUGCCACACUCAAAAUGGUCGUUGGAAUUUCUGUCAUCUUCGCUUGGCGUAUCCUUGCCAAAUCUCUGCUGCACAUCACACUCCCGCCUACGUUCAGGUUCCUUUCGCAUCUGUUCACACUACCGAAACGAAGGUUUUAUACUCCUGCAACGGAUUACAAGAACGUACCAAGCGAAUUCCAUUUCGAUCUUGAUCAACCUGGGGGUGGUCUUAGUGGAUUGAGAUCUAUUCCUAGUGUGAUCGAUUUGCCGAGUGCGGUAAAAGUCGGCGUUGAAGAGGAUGGCGUUAGGAGCGGAAUGCAUGUCGGUGGGUUGGGAAGCGAGAUGAAAUUGAGGGGCAAGAAUGGGGUUGUAAAUGGAAAUGGAACGUUGAUGAAUGGGAGGGGGAACUCGAGCGAAAAAGGUCGAGGAAGGGAGGAAGGUCUGGAUAAACCAGAUGAUGUCAAGCAUUACGACGCUGAAGUUCUGACAAAAGUUAUUGUGUAUGCCGGUAUUGGUGCGCUUGCUACAGGUGGCAUUCCAAUGGGUUUCGAGUUGCUAGGUUGGGGUGUCAGGUCGACACCUCCCGGGAUGUGA
This is a messenger RNA of Marasmius oreades (fairy-ring Marasmius), 1806 nucleotides long. RefSeq lists its product as uncharacterized. Gene Ontology annotation, molecular function: sphingosine-1-phosphate phosphatase activity. The record is from RefSeq and is a predicted model, not a curated record. The transcript is spliced from 5 exons. The coding region runs from base 1 to 1806 and encodes 601 amino acids. NCBI's taxonomy places the organism in Eukaryota, Fungi, Basidiomycota, Agaricomycetes, Agaricales, Marasmiaceae. Gene Ontology annotation, cellular component: endoplasmic reticulum membrane.